Molecule: messenger RNA, 1761 nt
Organism: Marchantia polymorpha subsp. ruderalis
Lineage: Eukaryota; Viridiplantae; Streptophyta; Marchantiopsida; Marchantiales; Marchantiaceae
Source: the annotation of a GenBank genome assembly
GGUUGAAAUGUAGAGAUGUGACCUGCAAUAAUCAAUGUCCAGCAUGGAAUCGCGGCCGGUGCCCAAGAGUUUCAUAUGCCAUGUGCAGAUAUCCAGUGCCAAUGGCCUUACAGAACACAGAUGACAGGUUUUAGAUCAUUAGUCCGUAUCUUUCGACGUGUUUCACAUCCUUUUCGAAGAAUUAAUUAUCCCCUCGGACUUUCUGCUCCGAGACAAGUGGCCGUAUUUGUAUCACUAAGAGUUGAUGGAUUUCCCUCGCAUGCAAUAGUUGACAGGAAAUGACGCAAAGAUAGAAGUAAAGAAGCGAUUUGGCUCAAGGGAUCAGACAAGGUCCGACGAAAGCGAGGGAAUUGUAAGAGAGGCCUGGAGCUGCAGCAACAUUGAAAACGGUUGUUUGCAUCAUCAAAGAUAGUUCAAAGAGCGAUCGGCGAGGGCCUUCGCUUUCCCUGUCCGAUGGACCUCCCAUUAUAUACCGAUUCUGCACAACCACAGCUCCCGUUCUUGUUGAUAUCCGCGUACGUGGGCUGAUAGUAUUUUUUUUCUCUUCUGGCCCGUGACAUCAGGAGGAUGAGAUUUGAGUGACAGAAGUUAUGUUUGGCAAACUUGUGCCAAAGUUUAUAAGUUCUUUGGAAGCGAGAGGAAGAGCGAAAGCCGCGACAUGUCACCAAGAGCCAUCUUUAAAAUUACUGUGCCGCAAGAAAUCGUGCAGAAACGAUGGUUCAGAUUGUAUCGGCCGUGGCCGAUGGCCCGAUCAUCUGGGCAGCUGAGAAUGUGGCGGCAUUAUCUUUGAUUGUGAAAUUAACAUUCCCGAAAGCGAUCCCCGGGCUCCAACUUUCUAUGCACAGUGAGAGAAGAUAUUUGAAUAUCAUUCACGGUGGGCAACAUUGACGGAUCCGGGAGUCCAGGAUCAGGAGUUCGCGCCGAGUGGGUCCCACUUCCGACACGGAUUUUUGUGACUGGGAGCAGGAAAAUCUCCAUGGCGAUCAUUCCGAGAUGAGCCACGUCCCUAAGGACGCAGAAUCUCGGGAACAAUCAGCUUGCAGCUUCAUCAGGGGCCACAAACUCGUCCACAUCACAAAUGCAGGCCAAUGAGGUUCGGAAGAGGACGUGGAUUUCUAAUCUGACAUGGCAACGUGUUGGCUCCACGUAGAAUCCCUGGUGUAUUUUCACUCCGGUGGCGCACCUGUUUUUCUCGUCGGUACUCCUCCUGUGCAUUGAGGCUCCUCCGAGUUUUGGGGGCUGUGUGCCCCAUUCGAAACCCGGCAAAUUAGCAAAAGGAUUGUGAAGAAGAUCCCAUACGAUGGAAUCUCGUGAGCUCAUAACCUCAAUAAUAUCACACUGCACCGAAGAUAUUCCGACCAUGUAGGGUAUUUACUACAGCAGAGCUAAAGACAAGACGGAGAGAAUUUUAUGGUGCCCAAGUGCUUGAUUUGUAGCUCUGACACGGGUCACUGAUACAACUUCUAGUAUGACUUGAUACCUAAAUUUUGAAGCUGCUACAUGUUGAAUGUUGCUAUGUCGAGCCCAUGGUCCAAUUGUUCUCAUCCCUAAACAUGUUCGCUUAGACGCUGGUAAAUCAAACGCUAGAGAUUGAAUCGAAGUGUGAUUCGGGAUGGGUUUGGGGCAUGUCUUGUGAAGUUCCUUCCAAUUCCAAGAAAGAGCUCCUCUCUCUAAAUGUACAAUGCAGUGUCUCCUCUUUGUCUCUCUCUGAAACUUGCAUCGUCUGCCAGGGACGCCAAUCUGUGCUAAUCAAUGGUAUGA